Molecule: messenger RNA, 4032 nt
Organism: Paramecium tetraurelia
Lineage: Eukaryota; Ciliophora; Oligohymenophorea; Peniculida; Parameciidae
Exons: 1
Source: RefSeq, a predicted model, not a curated record
AUGAUAAUAGAAAACUGUCUUAUAUAAAUUGGGAAUAUUUGUAUUUAAUGUGAAGAUUAUGCCUAUUUUGAAAAUGCUGACUAGAAGUGUAAUUUAAUAGUAGCACCAUUGAGUUUUUGUCAAUACUAACUUAAAUUAUCUCCAGAUUUAUAUUGUAGUUAUUGUUUUGAUUAUUGUACAUCUUGUAAUGAAAAUAAUUGUAUCGAUUGUCAAAAUGGUUAUUAUUUAAAUGAUAAUUAUUAUUGUAUUUCACUUUGUGGAGAUGGCAUAUUAACACAUGAUGAACAAUGUGAAAUUUAUGAUCAAAAUUGCCUAAGUUGCAUGUUUGAUGCUCCAAAAUUCUGUAAAUUAUAUUUUGAAGAUCAAUGUUCUGAAUGUGAACACGGAUAUUAUUUUAAUUAUUAUAAUAAUGCUUGUGAAUCUUAGUGUGGAGAUGGAAUAAUAGUUUAUGAUGAAGACUGUGAAGAUGAUAAUUAUAUCGAAUUUGAUGGUUGUUAUUAUUGUAAAUAUUCUUGUAGUUAACACUGUAUAAAUUGUAUCAAAGGAUUAUGUUAAUAAUGUGAUUUAAAUCAUUUACUUAGAGAUGGAUUUUGUUAUGGAAAACAAAACGAAAUUGAUGUAUUUCCAGAAUGUUAAUUUAACUUAAAUGGAGAAUGUUUAAUUUGUGAGGAAGACUCUUAAUUAAAUGAGUAUGGAGAUUGUAUUCCUAGAUGUUAAGAAAGUUGUGUGCAUUGUUAUAAUGGUUAAUGCUUUUAAUGUGCCUAAAAUUAUGAACUUUAUAAGGAUAAAUGCUCCUUAAUAUAGCAAUGUUAAAUGAGUUUGCAUUUGAGUUAAGAGUUAUAGAUUUGCUAAACUUCAUGUGGUGAUGGAUAUGUAACUGGAUGGGAAGAAUGCGAUGAUUAAAACAAUGAAAAAUUUGAUGGUUGCUAUUAAUGUAGACAUGAAUGUGAUGUUAAUUGUAUCUAAUGUAUAUAUAGAGAAUGUUUACAAUGUCUUUAAGAAUUUAAUUUGGUUGAGAAUAAAUGCUUAUCAAAAUGUGAAGACACAUGCCUUAAUUGUGUUUCAGGUGUAUGUAAGUUAUGCAGCAGCGGUUAUUUCUUGAAUGAAUUUUUCAUUUGCAUAAAAAUGGAUAGUGAAUAGGAUUUCAAUUUUCCUUCACAAUGUGGAAAUGGAAUAUUAGAAGAUAUGGAAUAGUGUGAUGAUUAGAAUCUAUUUAAUGAUGAUGGUUGUAACAAUAAUUGUGAAUAAACUUGCGAUGUUAAUUGUACACGUUGUAUUGAUGGUGUUUGUUUUGAAUGUAAAGAAGGGUGGAAAUUGGGCUUAUUCCUUUGUGAUCCAAUUUGCGGAGAUUCAAUUGUUGUGGGAAAUGAAGAAUGCGAUGACGGAAAUUAAACUAAUUUUGAUGGGUGUUUCUAAUGUAAAUACUAGUGUUCUCAGCAUUGUGAAAAUUGCUUGAAUGGAAUAUGUCAAUCUUGUUAACUUAAUUACCAAUUGGAUUAAUUAAGUAAUUCUUGUAAACCAAUUCAACCCUUGCUUACAAUUAAUGAAUAGCCUAAUUGUAAAAUAUUAAAUAAUAACAAAUGCAUAUUUUGUUAACAUGGAUAUCUUGAUUCAUUUACCAACACAUGUAUAAUUGAUUAUAAUAUGAAUAAAUGCCCUAAAAAUUGUAAAAAAUGUGUGCUUUACAAAUGUUUAAAAUGUGAAUUUGGAUAUUAUGGUAAUAAUUGUAUGCCUAAAUGUGGAGAUGGUAUUAUAGUUUAAGAGGAGGAAUGUGACGAUGGAAGUGAAUACUAAUUAGACACUUGUUUAAAUUGUAAAUUCUAGUGUCCUCAAUAUUGUAAGUCCUGUGCUUAUGGAGUUUGUACUAAUUGCUUUUCAGGGUUCUAUUUGGAUAUUGUAAGUAAUUCAUGCAAUUCUGUUUGUGGUGAUAAGAUACUAGCAAGCGAUGAAGUUUGUGAUGAUGGCAAUGAUUUGAAAUAUGAUGGUUGUUACUAGUGUAAAUAUUAAUGUCAAAUGGAAUGUUUAGAUUGCUAAUUUGGAAAGUGUAAACUAUGUUAAGCACCUUUAGUACUUGUACAAUCAAAAAGUAUUUGUGAAUAACUAACAUUAUGUGAAGGUUUAAUAGGAUUGUAUUAUGAUAAUUAUAGUAAUGAUUGUUUUACUUAAUGUGGAGAUGGUAUUGUUGCAGGCAAUGAAAAUUGUGAUGACGAGAAUGAUGUUCCUUAUGAUGGAUGUUAUAAAUGCAAAUUUUAAUGUACUAAAUAUUGUCAAUUAUGCAACCAAGGGGAAUGUUUUUUAUGCGAUAAUGACUAUACCUUAUAAAACAGCUAAUGCUUGUUAAAUAUAGAAAAUGAUGACCUUAACUCUAGCAAUAUUGAAGAAACUUAAAACAAUCAUACAAGCAAUAACAAUACAUUUAAUUUGGAUUAAAAUCCAGAAUGGUUGUCAUUAAAAGAACAUAAGAUAUGCUGUGAAUAUUAUUGUGCAUACUCUAAAAAACCUAGUAUGAAACUUACUUAUAAAAUGUAAUUCUAUGCUCUAUAGUAUGUAGAGAUUACAUUUGAUUAAGAAGUCAAAUUUAGUGAUUAGGUUUAAAAAGACAAAAAUUUAUUUGACAUAAGCAUUAACGACUUAGAUUCCAAGUAUUAUAAGGUACUCAAGAUCAAUUCGAUUUAAGAUAUCUCAUUUGAUCUUUAACAUGCUUAGUAUUAGGUUUAAAUUGAAUUAUUUGUACAACUUUAAACAAAACCAGUUCUUUUAGUUUAGUUGAAUCAAGAAAUUGUUAACUCAAAUAAUUAAACUCUUUUUAAUCCUAAUUAGUCAAUUAAUUUAUAAACACCAAAAUUAAUGUCUGAAAAAUUAAGGUAAGUAUCGAUUUAGGUUUAAAAAUCUAAUAAAGCAUUUAUGAUUGGAGCCAUAUCAAUAUGUGUAAUUUCUUUAGUUUCUGGUGAGAGCUCUCUUGUGGUUGAAACCUUGAAUUUAUUGUAAUAUUAAUCUUUCUUAAGAUUUAUUAACGUUGACUACCCUGAAAACCUCUACAUAUAUUUUUAAGCAUAAGAAUUGCUAUCUAUAUCAUCAUAUUUACAUUUUUUUUAAAUUGAUGAUUUUGUUAAUAAAAUAACAAGAAAAGAAAAAUAAGUUGAUUUAAGUGAGAAAUUUUAAUAAUAUAAUGUAGAUGCUGAUAUUUUUACUAAUAUUUUACCUCAAUUAAUUUAAAGUUUAGUAUUGGUAACAAUCCUUUUUUUUGCCAAAAAUCUGUUCAAUAUAUUAUAUAGAUUAAGAAAAUAUUUUGGAAUUCUUUUAGAUCAAAAAAUCUUUAUAUAAAAGAUUUUUAUUGUCAUCAUUAAUGUAAUACUAAUUUGUAAAAGUUUCUUAAAAUUAUUAAUGAAGCUAAGAUAUCUUUAGAAUUAUGAUAAAAUUCUACAACUUAUUUACGUUAACUCAUGGGAUUUAAUAUUUAAAGUGAUUUUGUAACUGCAUUAUAGUCAAAUAGAUAAUCUUAGAAGCAUUUUAACUAACAUUUUUGCAACUUUAAUAUUUAUCACCUUCAUUAACUUAUUAUUAAAAUCUUUUAGUUUAUGCAGCAAUCAAAAAAAAAGUCAUAUCACCAAGUUAGAGUUAAAAUUUAUUGCCUUAGAUAUUUCCAGAACCAUCUUUUUCCAUAUAGUAUUAAUACUAUUCUAAGAAUAAUAAAUUUUGCAAUGCUUACUAAUAUCUUUUAGCAGUAUAACUUAAUGUUGUAUAAUCUAUAAAUAUAAAUUAUGUUCUUAAUUUGAUAGAAUUAUAUUCUUAAUAGUUGAAGGUGUUUUAGCAGUAUUUAGCUUAAGCUUACUCCCAUACUUCAGCAUUUUUAAUCAAUUUUCUAUUUCUUAUGAAAGCAAAGUUACUUUAGGUUUUAUUUAGAUGGCCUUUUUGAUUUUGUGUCUCGGAAUUAUUUUUGCAAAACAACUGUUUCUUAAAAUCAAAUGGGUUUUGAAAUUAGUCUCUUACAAAAAAUAACCCAAAGUUGCAAACAGCAAAUUAUUUUCAUGA